AUGGAUGUUUCUAGUUUUGACAAAUUUAUGAUACUUCUCUGGAAGAAUUUUACUUUAAAGAAGCGGCAUUUCAUUGUUGUAGCUACAGAAAUCUUCUUAGUAUUUUUAAUUGCAGGCACAGUUUGGCUAGUACGUAAAUCCAGUGAUGUAAAGGAGUAUGGACCUUUCAUGUAUGGUUCUUUAGACAUCGACAUUUUGCCUGAGGAGUUGAGACGAAGGAAUCCCUUUGGAAAUUGGGAAUUGGCUUUUGUGCCUUCCACUAGUCAAGUGGUGACAAAUGUUGUUGAAAAUAUGAAAGAUUACUUAGACUACAAUUUUAAAGUUAAAGGGUUUGCUUCAGAAGAGUCUCUUGAAAAAUAUAUUUUGGAAGAUAAUAACCAUGAAAAAGUGCUUGCUGCUAUAGUUUUCGACCACAAGUUCCAAAAAAACAAUGAUUCCCUGCCACUAGAGAUAAAGUGUUUUCUGCGUUUUAGUACUUUUCAAAGAAACAAGGAGAUGGACUUUAUUCGAAUUGGAAGCUGGAAAACAAGUUCUCUUUAUUUGGAUUCUGCACAGCCAGGACCCAGAUACGUUUCCUCUGUAUUCGGAGGACCCCCAGGAUACUUCUCUGAAGGGUUCUUGGCUGUACAACACGCCUUGGCUAGCUCCAUCAGAAAGGAAUUUCCCUCUCAUAGACUAACUGCUGUGUUGAGGUACAAGAAGCUCAACGUGAUGUCUGAGAGAUUUCCAUACAGAAAGUAUACUCAUGAUUAUUUCUUUCAACAUGCUCAUAUUUUUAUACCUUUAGUAAUACUAUUUAUCUUCGCUAUAAAUGAGCUUACUCUCAUUAAAUCCAUCGUGUGGGAAAAGCAAAACCGAUUGAAGGAGUACCAGCUCUUGAUUGGACUCAGUAAUUGGAUGCUCUGGGCUGCCUAUUUUGUUACAUACCUUGCUUUUUACCUCAUUGACAUUUUUGUGAUUUGUAUAAUUUUCUGUUAUAAGCUUAAACCGAAGGCAAUCUUCCAAUACAGUGAUCCAUCUCUGAUCUUUGUCUUUUUGCUGUGUUUUGCCUUUUCUACAAUAUUCUUCAGCUUCAUGGUUAGCACAUUCUUCAAUAGAGUAUAUUUUGCUGUCAGUCUUGGAGGUUUCAUUUGCAUGGCCUUCUACUUUCCAUCUUCUUUUGUCAUUGCAAAAUUGGGAGAGAUGUCAUUCUUACAGAGGCUUAUUUCCUGUCUCAGCUCAAAUACCGCAAUGGCAGUGGGAGUGAGCUUCCUAAUCAGGGCAGAAAAACAUGAAAUCGGACUUAAAUGGAGUAACGUCUUCGAACCAAUCAAAAUUGAGGGGUUUCAUUUUGGCCAUAUACUAGGAAUGUUGUUAUUUGAUGGUUUCUUGUAUGGCAUUGUGGCCUGGUAUGUAGAAGCUGUUUUUCCAGGAGAGUACGGUGUGCCUAAACCUUGGUACUUUUUUGUAAAGUACUCUUACUGGUGCGGAGAAUAUUCAAAGGCGAGCACGGAGAGAAGCCAACAUGAAGAUACAACCCCAAAUCAGUGUUUUGAAAACGAGCCUACUGAUUUGACAGCAGGAAUACAAAUAAAAAAUUUGUGGAAGGAAUUUACUUCACGUAAUACAGUCAAAGUAGCUGUACAAAACUUAAAUUUGAAUUUAUAUGAGGGGCAGAUUACUGUUCUCCUAGGAAACAAUGGGGCAGGAAAAUCCACUACUCUCUCCAUUCUCACAGGUUUCUAUCCUGCUACCAGUGGAGAGGCCUAUGUUAAUGGGUAUAAUGUCUCAGAACAGAUAGUUGAAAUCCGAAAAAGCUUGGGCUUAUGUCCCCAGCAGAACUUAUUAUUUAAUCAUAUGACAGUAUCAGAACAACUUUAUUUCUAUUGUGUGUUAAAAGGAGUACCUAAAAGUAUAAGAUAUGUGGAAAUUGACCAAAUGCUUACUACCUUCCACCUCCUAGAAAAGAGUGAUGAGUGUGCAGAAUUGCUGAGUGGUGGAAUGAAACGCAAGGUCUCUAUCAUUAUAGCACUUAUAGGUGGUUCGAAGGUGGUGAUACUUGAUGAACCAACAUCUGGUAUGGACCCAGCCUCAAGGAGGUCCACCUGGGAUCUCCUUCAGCAUCAUAAAAAGGAUAGGACCAUGUUAUUGACCACUCACUACAUGGAUGAAGCUGAUGCCCUGGGUGACCGCAUUGCCAUCAUGGUCAAUGGGUCCUUGCGGUGCUGUGGAUCUCCUAUGUUCCUGAAAAAUUUAUUUGGUGUGGGGUACCACCUUGUCAUGGAGAAGGAACCACACUGUAAUGUUGAAAAAGUUUCCGAUUUGAUUCAUGACCGUAUACCAGCAGCCACCUUGGAGAGUAAUGCAAAAAAUGAGUUGUCUUUUAUUCUACCCAAACAACAGAGCCACAGUUUUAAAGAGCUUUUUACUAAUCUGGAAAGUAGAGGGGACGAACUCGGCAUAACUGGCUUUGGUGCCUACAUCACUACCAUGGAAGAAGUCUUCUUAAGGGUCAAUAACUCAGAAGAUUUUAAAUCUUUUCUCAAAGUUUCUCGGUCUCAAGCUUCUUCUGUAAUAAGCAAAGCCUCGAGCAAAGCCGUAAUCAGUAAUGAAAAUAUGAAUGCAUCCGGAAGUGAGAUUGCAGAUACUCCCACCACAAAUGAAAGUUCUGAUACUAGCUUUAACACUGGCCAUUCCCUCUUGUGCCAGCAGUUUAUGGCUAUGCUCUUAAAGAAGGUGAUGUUCAAUUUGCGCCACUGGAAACUGCUUUUGAUACAGAUAUUGGCAAUUCUGGGUUCCCCUUUCCUUCUCUUGGAGACUGAAAAAUUUGCAAAGCUGGAUGUAGAUACACAUAUCAGAGAAUUGAAUCUGAAACAGUAUGGUAAAACCAUCGUGCCUUUGUCUCUCACCGGGAAAUUUAACUUUACUCUAUUUGUUGAGGCACUUGAGACAAUUCUUCAGCCUGACAACCACAAGCUUGUAUUGGUACAAGGUAACCUACAAUCAUACUUGUCAGAGAAUAUAGAUUGCAUUCACGCUUGCGUUGCUGCAGUUGCCAUAAAUGCAACACGUACAACACUAGAAGUGACUUCUCUGUUCAACGCUGAAGCAAUCCAUUCAUCUGCGGUGUCUCUGGCAUUGGUAGAAAACGUCAUUUUGCACAUAAAUUCUUAUACUUCCUUGAGAGUUUUCAAUAAACCUCAGCCAUACAUUCAUGAAAAAGCAGACAUUGCAACGGCAGAUGGACUUCAUGUGGCCAUAAAUAUACAUUUUGGUAUGGCUCUUUUGAUGAGCGGUUUUUGUCUCCUGUCCGUGAGUGAGAGAAGCUCUAAAGCAAAGCACAUACAGUUUAUGAGCGGAGUCCCUGUCCUUGUGUACUGGUUUUCUUCUUUUCUGUGGGAUGCGAUCAUUUUCAUCCUGAUCAUCUGCAUGUUGUUGGGAGUGUUCAAGUACUGCCGAGUGAACAUAUAUAUCAGUGAUUACCGCUUUCUGGACACAAUGCUGAUCUUCAUUUUAUAUGGCUGGUCUUCCAUUCCCCUCAUGUACUUGAUGGGCUUCCUCUAUCAACGGCCUGGUACUGCCUAUGCCAUGCUUUCUGUAUUUAAUUACAUUUCUGGCAUUUUCACUCUCCUCGUAGAUCAUACAUUUCAAUACGAUAUUCAACGUGCCAUAUCAAAUUCCACCAUAAACUUUUUGCGUAAUGCAGUAGUAAUCUUUCCCAAUUUCAACCUUGGGAACUGCUUGGUUAGCUAUUUUGCUUUCUACCGCCGUAGAAUACUGUGCGCUGCACAGAAUCCUUCUGCCAAAUUAAAUUGUGAAGAAUUAAGUGACCAGAGUAGUGUUUUUUCCUUGCAUGAAAAAAUGAUUGGAAUGUCCCUGAUCAGAAUGGUUAUUAUAGGUUUUAUUUGCCUUUUCUUGAUCAUCUUUGUGGAAACUACUUUCUGGAAAAUAAGAACAUUUUUCAAUAAACAACUUUUAUUUGGCGUAUAUAAAGCAUACAAGAAGGAAUCCGUGGGAUUAGAGGAAGAAGAUGAAGAUGUUAAAAACGAAAGAAUUAGAAUCCUGACAGAGACACCAGAAUCGCUAGAUUCAGCAAUAAUUGUAAAGGAACUCACAAAGAUCUAUUUUAAGUAUCCAGUUGUUAUGGCCUUGAAAAAUAUCUCCUUCUCAGUUCAAAAAGGGGAAUGCUUUGGAUUGUUAGGAUAUACUGGAGCUGGAAAAACAAGUCUAUUUCAAAUCCUGACAGAGGAAGAGACUGUUACCUCUGGGGAGGUGUUUAUUGACGGCUCUAACCUCACUGAAAAUAUUCAACAGAUGAAGUCAAAAAUUGGCUAUUGCCCUCAAUUUGAUGCCUUGCUGGAGUAUAUGACUGCUCGGGAAAUGUUGGUCAUGUUUGCCAGACUGUGGGGAAUACCUGAGAGCAAAAUCAGUCAGCAUGUGAAAGUAAGCUUGAAUUCCCUACAACUGGAACCCUACGCUGACAAAAUUAUAAAAACAUAUAGUGGAGGAAACAAACGUAGGCUGAGUGCUGCUAUUGCUCUAGUUGGAAACCCCUCAGUCAUUUUGAUGGAUGAGCCAUCAACUUGUAUGGAUCCAUUAGCCAGACACCUGCUCUGGGAUAUUUUGACAGCAAAACGUAAAAAUGACAAGACCAUUAUGAUAUCUUCCCACAGUAUGGAGGAAUGUGAUGCCAUCUGUACUAAACUGGCCAUCUUGGUGAAAGGGAGGAUUGUGUGCUUGGGCAGCCCUCAGCAUCUCAAGGGCAAGUUUGGCAACAUUUACGUACUGAAGGUGAAGGUCAAGAGUGAGGCACGUGACCAGAUGAUGGAAGAGUUUAAAGAUUUCAUUGAGACAACAUUUCCAGGUAGUGAAUUAAAGCAGGAAACUCAGGGGAUACUUAACUACUUCAUUCCCAAGGAGGACACGAGCUGGGGACAGCUCUUUGAAACUUUGGAGGAAGUUAAAGACCAAUACAGUUUAGAAGACUAUUCUAUCAGUCAGAUGACACUAGAGCAGAUAUUCCUGAACUUUGCUGUGCCAGAGGAGAUACCUGAUGAGAGGGAAAGAAGAAUUAGUGUGGCUUGGUAA
Sorex araneus (European shrew) is the source of this 5067-nucleotide messenger RNA. RefSeq names its product phospholipid-transporting ATPase ABCA3-like. Bases 1 to 5067 code for a protein of 1688 amino acids. Gene Ontology annotation, biological process: lipid transport; transmembrane transport. Gene Ontology annotation, molecular function: lipid carrier activity; ATP hydrolysis activity; ATP binding. The transcript is spliced from 30 exons. NCBI's taxonomy places the organism in Eukaryota, Metazoa, Chordata, Mammalia, Eulipotyphla, Soricidae. Gene Ontology annotation, cellular component: intracellular membrane-bounded organelle; membrane. The record is from RefSeq and is a predicted model, not a curated record.